AUGGCACCCGAAAAGCCACCUUCAGUGCCUUCGUUUCCAUUUUCUAUAAGAACCGUGAUUCUUGUAUGGCUGUGUUUUGUGGAAAUAUUCGCCAACAGCGAUGGCUACUCUGAUGAUAGCUACUACUACAACUACAACGGGAACAACCAAGAAAGCUACAACGCUGGAGAGUACCUCAGCGAUUGGAAUAAUCCAGAAUGGGCAAAACUGAGUGGGAGAGUCCAACAGCCCAAGUGUGUGGAGAUUCCUAGCAAUUUAACACUGUGUCAUGGCAUUGGCUAUGAGAAGAUGAUGCUGCCAAACCUGCUGGACCACGACACACUGAACGAGGUCACCCAGCAGGCAGCUUCCUGGGUGCCUCUGACACGCAUCAACUGUCAUCCAGACGCUAAAGUAUUUCUCUGUUCGUUGUUCUCGCCAGUUUGCCUGGACCGGCUGAUUUAUCCAUGCAGGUCACUGUGCCAGGGGGUCCAAGCCUCAUGUGUGGGCAGGAUGAAAACAUACGGCUUCGACUGGCCAGAUAUGCUCAAGUGUGACAAGUUUCCGCUAGAUAAUGAUAUGUGUAUCAAACUCAUUCAUGACGUCAAACCUGAUAACAACUGCACAGCCUGCAAGCAUCCACUGACGCACGAAUCCAUGAUCGACCAGUUUUGUCGCUCCAGUAUAGCCAUGCGAGUCAGCAUUAAAGAGUCCAAGGACGUCAACGGGCACAAGGAACUUGUACUGCAGAAAAAGAAGACCUUAUUCAAGCACGACGGACUGACCGAAAGCCAAGUGCGUAAUCUUCCCGCCAUCAUUGACGGUGGCGCCAACUGUAACUGCGAUAACAUCAACGAAACCAAAGGACGCUAUCUGCUCAUGGGCAACAAACGCGGGGAACAGAUGGUGAUCACUUUCGGAAUGGUCUGGAAUAGAAAAGAUAAAGAAUUCAAGAAAGGCAUCCACGCAAUUCAAAAAGGAAAUACGUGUGAAGGCAUCUUCCGGGAACUGUCCGCUAAUGGAGUAGAUUCAAAACCUCAAACGACUGCUGGGAAAGUUGACAAGACGAAAAAGUCCAAAGACAAAAAGGAGAAAAAGGGCAAAAAGGGUAAGGGGAAUAAAGGCAAAAAGAAAGGGAAAAAGAAAGGCAAGAAGGGAAAGAAGGGAAAGGGGAAUAAGAAGAAUAGGGAUAAAAAGGGAACGUCGCCAGGUAAUAAAGAGAACAAACGAGACAGCGCGUCCAAAUCUGAGUUAGAAGACAAGGCUUUGAACAACUUCAUGAAAGCUGCCAAUUGA
Messenger RNA from Candidula unifasciata, 1275 nucleotides. The record is from the annotation of a GenBank genome assembly. NCBI's taxonomy places the organism in Eukaryota, Metazoa, Mollusca, Gastropoda, Stylommatophora, Geomitridae.